AUGGACGACCCGUUCCAAGACCUCCUCCGCAACCCUCCCCCCGCCUUCGACCAUGAUACCGCACCCCCUUACCUGUACAAACCGCAAACCCUCCCCAUCCUUCCCGCUCCUGCCUCUGCAACACGCACAGCAGCCCCAGAAACACCAGGCGCAUCAAACGAUGACCUCCCACCAACCUACACCCCCCUCGACGACGCCGCGACAACCUUUGCCCUGCACGCGCCGCUGAUCUACACCAUCUCCUCCUCCUCGCACACCCCGCGUUACCAGCUCUCGGUGCUCACCACCAAGUCUGGGAAGCCGUACCAGUUGCGCAUCCGAAGGCUGCUCGCGACAGAGAGUCGGCGCCUGUCGCUCGCAAGGAGCUACAGCGCGCCGGGGUAUGUUGAGUCGGCUGCCCAUGUUUCACCGGUCCCACCAGCCUCGAGGGGCUCGCCGGUCUCGCCAGGCCCCAGCCGCGGCAGCAUAGCCAGCAUAAGCGGCCGUCGCGACAGCGCCGUCGCAUACGACAACGAAGGCACCCUCUACGAAGCCAAAAACGUCUCCGCGCUUGGCGGCUGGGCCGGCACCAGCGUAGCCGCCGGGAUCGAGAUCCGUGGGUGUCGCGCCUCCACUCUCCCGGGCCUCAUACGGCUCGAAAAGGGCUCCUCGCUCACGGCAGGGAAAUGGUGGAAGUUUUGGCACCUGACGCGGAAUAAAGCGAAUGAUAGCCUGCGAGAAGAGAAUGAGCGGAAGAUGCAGAAGUAUGGGUACCAUGCCGACGAGGAAUGGAACCGGGAGCUGCUGUAUAGGGCGAAGGCGGGGAAGGGGGAGGUGGAGUGGGCGGGGGGAAAUGGGAGGGUGGUGGCGGUGGAGUGUGGGGAGGCGUUUAGGAUCUUGGGACAGUUGGAUGGCGGGAUGCGGGAUUUGUUGGUUGCGUGUUGGGCGGCGAGAUGUUGGUCGUUGGGGGAGAUGAAGUGGGGAGGUGCUGGAUGA
Molecule: messenger RNA, 975 nt
Organism: Coniosporium apollinis CBS 100218
Lineage: Eukaryota; Fungi; Ascomycota; Dothideomycetes
Exons: 1
Coding region: 1-975 (324 amino acids)
Source: RefSeq, a predicted model, not a curated record